Messenger RNA from Anopheles nili, 2208 nucleotides. Its product is annotated as DDB1- and CUL4-associated factor 11. Bases 1 to 1839 code for a protein of 612 amino acids. Gene Ontology annotation, molecular function: protein binding. The transcript is spliced from 8 exons. Gene Ontology annotation, cellular component: Cul4-RING E3 ubiquitin ligase complex. NCBI's taxonomy places the organism in Eukaryota, Metazoa, Arthropoda, Insecta, Diptera, Culicidae. Gene Ontology annotation, biological process: proteasome-mediated ubiquitin-dependent protein catabolic process. The record is from RefSeq and is a predicted model, not a curated record.
AUGGGUAACACAACCUUACGCAGUACGUUCCUGAGAACUAUGAGCGAAUUAGAAAGUAGUGGCGACGAUGAUUUCAGUGAAUACGCUCUGCUGCACGAGCGGGUGCUCAACGAUAUACAGCUACCCUCAGAUGAGGAUGACACGACCGAAAAUGAAUUUGCCUCGAUUUUACGCCAUUUAAUAAAUAGUGGCGAAAUUAUGGUGCUCAACCAUGAGAACUCUAUACACCAUCCGCUGCCGGUCAUCAAGAAAAAGCCAAACCUGGACAAACUAAAGAAGAAUGACGUCUACCAUUACACUAAAAGUGCCUCCGGGCUAACAUCGAUGGAUUCCUCAAAAAAGGAUGGAUCGUUUUCGUUGGUGCGCAUGAUUGGCGAUCGGCAGCGUGGUUUAGGCAAGCGCAAGGGCUCCUUCAUGCGGAGCGAUCUCUGCCGUAUCAACAAUCUUUACCGGCCGAAUGUUUGCACCGAAACGGUUGACAUGUGCGACACGAAGGUGUUCUGCGGGCGGUACACUAGCAACGGCGAUCGGUUUGUGACUGCCAGCCAGGACACGCUGGUGCGGGUGUACGAUUCAUCACGCAACAAGUAUCGUCUCUUGCGCACGCUCGAUACGAAACACGUUUCCUGGUCGAUCCUGGACAUCGACUUUAGCCCGGACGGGAACUCAUUCGUUUACAGUACCUGGGCCGAUGCACUGUUCAUCUCCAGUCUGGAUCGCGACGUGUCGGAUCCCAUUCAUAGCCUUUUCCUGCAACCGAACAACCAGAAGUUGGGCGUAUUCACCGUACGGUAUUCGAGCUGCGGCAAUCACGUCCUGUGCGGAGCAAACGAUGGCAGCUUGUACGUGUACGAUCUGACGGCAAACCGUCGUACGCUGGUAGCACCAGUUGCGCGGGUCGACAUGGACGUGAACUCCGUCGGCUUUGUCGACGAAACGUCGAACAUAUUCUUCAGUGGUAGUGACGACGGCAUGAUUAAGCUUUGGGAUCGUCGGUGUCUGAACGAGUCGAACACAGAAGCAGUUGGCAAGCUGAUCGGACAUUACGACGGCAUAACAUACAUCGAUUCGCGCAAUGACGGUCGGUACAUCAUUUCGAACUCAAAGGACCAGAGCAUCAAGAUGUGGGAUUUGCGCAAGAUGUCUCCCUCGAACGCGCGGCCUGAACCAUUACAGCACAACUGGGACUACCGUUGGGACGAUGUACCAAAGCGCUUCUUUAACGCAACGAAACAAAUGAUCGCUGACACUAGUAUCAUGACGUACCGAGGCCACAAGGUGCAGAAGAGUUUGAUCCGGGCGAGAUUUUCGCCCGCAGAAACGACCGGCCAGCGCUACAUCUACACAGGCUGUGGCACAGGACGCUUGAUAGUCUACGACGUGCUGACCGGUGCAAUUGUAGAAGCGAUCGCCAGCCAUUACGAUAUUGUGCGAGACGUCGCCUGGCAUCCUUCUCGGACGGAAAUUGUCACCUGUUCGUGGGAUUGCACCGUACAUCGGCAUUUGUAUUGUAGCCCGGCCGAGAAGCAGGAGCAUAAAGAAGCGAUGCAGGGCCUGAAAAGUCGAUUGAAAACGAGAUUCUCCGACGACGAUGAUACGGAUGAUGAUGAAGGCAGGCAAGAAUCGCGACCGUUGCGACGUUCUAGGAGGUUGGCUGAACGAAAUAAUUCUGGUGGUGCCGGUGGCAGCAGUACCAGUAGUGCCAGCGGCAGCAAUAGCACGAAUAACUCCACCAUCAACACCCGGGCCACAUCGCGGGCGAGCAGAAGCAGCCGCAAUUCCACCCGGUCCCGCAGCUUGUCAAUGACUAUGCGUUCCUCCACGAGAAGACACUCAUGAGGAGAAAAACGUAUCAUUGCUUGUUAGCAAGCUCGUAUGGUGCGAGAACUACGCCGAGGAGGUAGUGUUGCUUUAAUUGCUUCCAAAUUCCUCCUUCCGUAGAAGGGAUUGUAAAGAGCAGAGUUUAUCACAUGGGCAAAGGGUUCUCGGUUCGAGCACGUCCGAGUGCUCCUCGGUAAAGUGUUGAGCAUAAUGAUAAGAAGCGUUUGAAAAGGGAUAGUUGACAAGUGUAACAAUAUCCCCUGCAAACAGAUUUUGCCUUUCGGCUACAUGAAUCAAUACAAAUAUGUGCAAGAUUGGCAAGGUCUCAACUAAUGGCAGGCUAAAAUAGCACACCAGUGUUGAGCGAAUAAAGAAGUAACAAAAUAU